Messenger RNA from Clonostachys rhizophaga, 942 nucleotides. NCBI's taxonomy places the organism in Eukaryota, Fungi, Ascomycota, Sordariomycetes, Hypocreales, Bionectriaceae. The record is from the annotation of a GenBank genome assembly.
AUGGCUUUGUCCGUUGAUGAAGAGUUCAUCACCGCUCUUGGCCCGUUCCUUCAAGGUCAACAAGACAUCGCAAAACCAGCUCUUCACGAUGUGAACGCUAGAAGAGCACGUUACGAAGCAAUCGGCGGUGUAGAGCCAAAAAUACCUGAAUCUGUGGCUUUUGAGAUCAUUACGGUCCCGGGGGAAUGCGGUUCUACCCUCAGACUAUACCAUUUCAAACUGCACGAACAGCCAGAUACAUCACCUGUCGUCCUACACUUUCAUGGAGGAGGCUUUAUCAGCCUUACUCCUGACAUUGUGAUCGAAAGGCUUGCCUCGAUAGUGCGCGACACAGGCGUGCAAGCCUUUUCCGUGGACUACAGGCUCGCCCCUGAACACCCAUAUCCGGCUGCCCUUAACGAUGGCUGGUCUGCUCUGGAAUGGAUCCGAGUGAAUGCUCAGGCGCUCAACAUCAACCCGGCGCGCAUUUCUGUCAUGGGAGAUAGCGCUGGAGGCGGCCUUGCUGCUGCUAUGACUAUUCGAGCACGCAAUCUCCAACUCCAUCCUCCUAUUUCUUAUCAGAUUCUAUGCUCACCUAUGCUUGACGAUCGAACUCUGGGAGAGGUUCCUGGUGACUUCAAGCUCUGGGAUGAGGAGGACAAUCUGACCGGCUGGACGGCAUAUCUGGGCAAGCCCCCGGGUGGAGAUGAUGUACCUGACACUGCAGCCCCAGCCCGUGUUAAGGACGUCACCGGCCUUCCAAGAUUAUAUCUGGACACAUCUCAGUUUGACUUAUUUGUCAAAGAAAAUGUUGAAUAUGUGAAGAGGUUUAUUGAAGCAGGAAUUGAGGUGGAAUGUCAUGUCAGCCCGGGCCUCCCUCACGGUUUCGAUGGCCUAUUGCCUAGCCAUCGGGUGUCUGUGGCGUAUGAGGAGAAUAGAAAACGAGUACUUAGACUUCUUUAG